AUGACUCGGCCAGAGAUCAUUCGCGCCGACACCAUUGACCUCCAAAACCACGACGCACCGUCAGCGCAGAGACACCACAGGCCACCCCUUGACGGAUCACUCGCUCCACAUCAGGCUGAGACAAUCCGAGAAGUAGCAGCAGAAGCCGCCGAGGAGAAUCUCCGGAGCCCCCUCGUCUCGCGGAACGGCGACCCCGUCGACUCUCAGCAGCAGACGCUAAACACCCACCCGACUGUUGGAGGGACCCAAAACGGCAGCGGGAACAUUAUGCCACUCGGCGCCCAGACAGAUGCCCUGGCAAUUGCCCAGAAUGGGGGCAUCUCGGGCCACGAGGCCGAUGACGGCGAUUUGGACGGUGAUACCGAGGUCGACAUGGACGACGACAUGGACAGGAUUUCAAGUUCGCCUUCUAUCGCCGAUGGUGGGUCAACCCUCUCACUCCCGAAUCUCUGUUCUAGCAGGCCGGGCCCGUCCUCCCACUUGGCAACGUGGCGUAGCCAAUUGGCUUCACCUAGCGUUAGCGACCCGAGGUCGUCGUCUCCAUACCUCGAGAGUCCUGACCACUUUCCAUUGAGGAGGACAUGGUUCGAAAGUGCACAGUCUCCUUCUGUUCCUAUUUCAAGUCGCCAUCAUCAUCAUCUUUUCGGUGAGUCCGAAGUAAAAGGUACAAUCAAAGGACACACGUCGACCGAGAUUUGCACUCCGCCGGGUAACGGCGACUAUGAGGACGACGGACUUGGUCUGGAUGAAAAACGCGGAGCUCGUGCGGGCAAUGGGAGGAAGGGACCGCACCUUACCGCCCGAGAAGAAUUGCCGGCGCCCCGACCACUCUCGUGUGAACACGAGGAAGAAGAGAGUGACGAAUUGAUUAUACCCUACGAGUCUGCUGACUACGAGGACGACGACGGUGAUGAUGAUGAUGGCGACUCUGCUGGAGUGUUCGAUUCAAGAUUUAUUGACUCUGGAUGGGGAGGUGAGUGCUUACAAAAUACAGAGGACAUCGAUUUCGAGUUCGUCUACGCUCUGCAUACAUUUGUCGCGACCGUUGAAGGCCAGGCCAAUGCGACAAAAGGAGAUACCAUGGUUCUCCUAGAUGAUAGCAACAGCUACUGGUGGCUCGUGCGGGUUGUCAAAGACAGCAGCAUUGGCUACCUGCCAGCGGAGCAUAUCGAGACACCAACGGAAAGAUUGGCUCGAUUGAACAAGCACCGAAACGUCGACCUUUCUGCGUCCAUGCUUACAGAUCAAACUGAAAAGGGCAAACCAAAAAGAUCUGCUAUGAAAAGGAGAAAGGCUAAGACUGUUCAAUUCGCGGCCCCCACAUACGUCGACUACUCUGACGUGGACUAUUCAACGGAUGGAGAAGAUGCAGAGGCCGACAAUUCAAUACGGCAGCAACAGGAACAACAACAACGACAGCAGCAGCAGCAGCAGCAGUCCCAGGAAUCGGCAAACAACAUUGAGACUGAAGACGAAUCAGCCAAAGUCGAACCGCUAAAGCCCCGGUCACAAGCCAAAAUCGAAGCGAAGGAUCAAGAAGAUGGCGGCGACACUGAGUCUCUGGUGACCAGCAAGGCUGCGUCGCGGAUCUCUGAGGAGACGACAGAAGUGAAAUCAUCAGACGGACCCAAGAAGAGAAGCGACGGCAUUGUUCGAGACUCGUUCUUCAAGGACGAUACGGUUGAAACCAAGAAGAUCACCCUGACUCCAAACUUGCUGCGCGACGACGACGGAUCACGUACCUCGAGCGAUUCCAGGGAUGUGAAACAACGUCCAAGCUUGGAUAGACUUGAUAAAGACAAUGCGCUCGGGAAGGAUGAUAAGAAAAAGAAGAAGGAUAAGGAUAAGGAUAAGGAUAAAAAGACAGGCGGGAUUCGGGGCUUCUUCUCUCGAAAGGACAAGAAGGUGAAAGGAGAUGAGGAUGACGAUUCUUUGGGCAAGCGGUCAAUGGAUGCGGAUGCGCCGGAGAAAGAGAUAGAAGACGAGGAGGCACAGGCACCGUCCGAAAGGGCGGCCCCGCAAAGACACCCAAGCAAGUUGCAGAAGCAACAGCCACGGACCGAGCCGUCUCCGACCAGGAAGACCAACGGUGCCAAAGAGAGCGGUCUGGACAUCAAGGCGUUCCUGUCAGAAGGAAAGGUGAACAACGUGGCAAAUGUUCCUCCAGCUUCAAUGCGUCUGGUGGAAUCCAGUCCAAGGGCGGCGUCUCCCGAAGGAAGCUCCGGAGAACAGAGACUGAACCGAGAUGCUUCUCCCGGAGGGCCCAGGAGCACAUCGUUAAAGGCGCCAAGAGGGGAGGCCCGUCCUCAGAAGACCGUGCAGGCAAAGGCCCGCGUGGAGCUCGACGACUUCGACUCGGAUGAAGAUGUCGCAUCAGAACCAACCCGGCAGGCGCCUACCCGCGAGGAUGAACUGGGACGGCAGCAACGGUCUCUACCAGCAGGGGCCGAACAGAAACCCCAGCUAGCCGUGGCAGCCAUGCAGACAGAACAUGGUGGCCCCCCUGUUGCCACACCUGCUGCGCAGUUGGUGGAGGGGCUUUCGGAAUCGCCCGUUCAGGUAUCUCCAACUAACAGCGGCAACCCUCCGCCUUUGAUGGUGGAUAGCUCGAGCCAGGAGGAAGAGCGGACCUCUCCGAGGUCGACACCUUCACCCGAGCUGAUCGAGCACGAGGAUGCAAACACGCCCGGCCACAAGGACUCGAUGAGCUCGGCAACGACCGCGAGAUCUUCGUGGGACGACGCGAGUCUUCGGGCCUUUUUUGACUCAGGAUCCGAUGUCCGUGAUCUGCUAGUCCUUGUCUAUGACAAAAAUAACGUCGACAUGGACCCGUCGGACCACCCGGUUGCCAGUUCCUUGUUCAGGGAGCAGAAUGCGAAGCUUGCCGAGAUAACAACGCGGCUUGAUGAUAUGCUUGGCGACUGGCUGGCUCGCAAGCAAAGACUCAGGGGGGCUGUCUGA
Molecule: messenger RNA, 2961 nt
Organism: Canariomyces notabilis
Lineage: Eukaryota; Fungi; Ascomycota; Sordariomycetes; Sordariales; Chaetomiaceae
Exons: 5
Coding region: 1-2961 (986 amino acids)
Biological process (GO): establishment or maintenance of actin cytoskeleton polarity; intracellular protein localization
Cellular component (GO): cell tip; microtubule cytoskeleton
Molecular function (GO): protein binding
Source: RefSeq, a predicted model, not a curated record